UUUGCAGAUCUUGCAGAUAUGUCGGUGUCCGAGGAGAUCCCCGUGGAAGGGGAGAUCACGGUGCCCGUGGGAGCCCCCUCGCCCGACGAGGACUUCUCCACGCUGGACGAGCCCGUGCGCGAGACCAUCAUGAGAGAUCUCAAGGCCGUUGGGAAGAAGUUUGUGCAUGUCAUGUAUCCCAAAAAGAGCAGUGCCCUCCUUAGAGACUGGGAUCUUUGGGGCCCCCUGGUGCUUUGUGUCUCGCUUGCACUGAUGCUCCAGGGUGGAUCAGCAGAUAGCAAAGAAGACGGAGGGCCCCAAUUUGCUGAGGUCUUUGUCAUCAUCUGGUUUGGGGCAGUUGUUAUCACACUAAACUCAAAGCUGCUUGGAGGAACUAUAUCCUUUUUUCAGAGCCUGUGUGUGCUGGGUUACUGCGUCCUGCCCCUGACGGUGGCGAUGCUGGUGUGCAGGCUGGUGCUGCUGGCCAGCUCUGGCACCGUCGGCUUCGUCGUGCGUCUGCUCGUGGUUCUAGCCAUGUUUGCCUGGUCCACGCUGGCGUCUACGGCGUUCCUGGCAGACAGUCAGCCUCCAAACCGCAAGGCACUGGUUGUCUACCCCAUCUUCCUCUUCUACUUUGUUAUCAGCUGGAUGAUCCUCACCUUUACUCCUCAGUGAUGCGAGCUCAAAAGAGACUCUGAUACGGACUGAAGGUUUUCCUGAAUGUUGCAGUUAAUUGUGGCUUUAUCUCUAAUUUAUACAUAUGUAUAGAUAGAUAUUGUAAAAAGGCAGGUUAUGGGAUAAAGCCUGAGAACUGCAAAACUGGUCAUUUGUUUGUCCCUGUUCUUGAAAGUUACAGAAAUCCAUCUACUGAGACUUUUAUUUAACCCCAUUCUUUUCUUAAGUUUUAAAUAUAUAAAAAACCACGCAACUGCUAUGACAGGGACUGUUCUGUCUGAGGAGGGGAGAGACCUUGGGACUUCCUGGAGUUUGAUAGAUGAAGUUAUAGGUUACACGACUUAGCAGGAUUCUUGCUUGUGCUUGAAUUCUCACCCAAGAUGAAUAUGCCUUAUGAAAUAAUAGAACUUAAUUGUUGUUAUGUGUUGGUAGGUAAAAUACGUGUUUGGCUCCUUUUGUUUUCUUCAUUCAUGUACAGGAUGGUGGAAUGUGUAUUAAGUGCAUCACAGGACCAUGAACUUUCACUCUGAGAUCGGAUUUUAGUAAAAAAUCCAUUUGAGUCCAUUUUGCGCUUUCCUGGAGCGGGGCAGAAGGGAGCUGCCGUGGCUCCUUUUGGUGUGGUGUGUACUUCUGUUCCAGCCACUUCCCGUGUUGAGGAAGAGUGUGCUAACCAGAUGCCUUGACCAUGGUAGUUGCACUGGCAGAUCCACGGAUCUUGUGAGAAGGGAGUGUCUACACUGCAGAGUUGCACAUUUUUCCUGUGACCCUAGAUUAGGGAGUCCAAGUCCUGGAGGAACAAGAUCGUUUUGCAACAGGGAUGUAGUUAUUGCUGUGCUGCAUAUUUACAGCACAAAGUUGAGCAUCUGGAGAGUGUGAACCAGUGCAUAAAUAAACUGGCUUUUGUGAAGUGGCUUUAGGUUUCACCACAUGAGAUCUUUGGAUGCCAACAUACCAAAUAGGGACUUAAGCCCAGAAGUUUUUUAAACAGGGCUCGAGGACAGGAAAUAAAUUAGUUUGAAGGUAGUGGCUGCUGUGAAGUGGCCUAUGCAUUCUGGUCUUAACUACUUACAUGCAACUUUCAUGCAGUUGUUUACAUGGACAGUCUUUCAGCAUAAAUCAUUCGGUUUUGCAGAUUUUUUUUCUUGCCUCUAAAGAGAAAUAAGCAAUUUUUCUAUGAAGUUUUUAUCUAAUACUUUGUAUAAAAGGAGAGGGGACUUUCUGCUGUGAUACUGUACGUACUGGAGAACUGUGCACAGGCGUGCAGAUCGCUCAAACCCAGAGAUGGAGACCUGGAAAACUGCUCUUUAAAGACUGUACAGAAAUAAUGUCACCUGUUUUGAGUAAGCAAUACAAGAAAAGAGCUUUGGAAAACCUGCAGGUGAAAAAGCUGCUGGUAAAAUGUCACUUUUUCUGAAAACCAGUGUCAUAUUCCCCUUCUCUUGUCUCUUGUCUCUGUCUGCAGAUAGACCUGAAAUUACUUAAGUGGGUCCUGUUAAGAUGUAAAUACGCAUGGUUUGUAUUUCAAUGCAAAGGUGACGUUUCUGCUGUGAACACUGCAGACACUUCAGUUGGUAUGGAAAUUUCUAGAUGUGUAAAUUUAAAACUACAUUUCAUGUUUCUGUAUGUGAAGAGAAGGGAAAAAAAAAUUACACUGUGCAGGGACCAUUGCUUAACGUGGAGCAGUUGUCAUAAGCGAGUGCAGAAGCCGAAGGCUGGUUUUGCAUUCUUACACCUUGGUGUGUAUCUGUUGUAGCCUUUUAUAUACAUAAAUAUAAAAGAAACGGGGAGUUUCUGAAAUUGCGUAAAUUAUUACUGAUGCAGAAUGUGAAUUUUUCAAGUUGUAAUUGUCCAUAUAAACGUUUGCUCAUCUUUAUGAAGCUAGAAAGAGGUAGUCGAGGGAGAAGGAGGUAGCAGAGCUGUGUGCUAACACGGCGGGGUGCUCCGAGCCCACGUGGAGCACCGCUGCCGCAGGCACCUUGGUCUGGCCGUGUAGCAGGUCCUGUCAGCACCCUGGGGCCGCGGUGUCCCGAGGGUGCGACUGACACUGUGGGAAGGGUGUAACGCAGUAACGCUCGGGUGACGCUGCAUGCCCUUCAAAAGGAAGAGGACUUUCAAAGAGGAAUUAACCAAAAUAAUCACAGCUUUUUCCUUGCUUGUCUUUGACUUAUAGCCAAGGCUCCUAAAGGCUUUUCUUGUGAUGGACUAUUCUUGGCUUAUGGUGAGGGGAGGGAAUUAUUUUUGUAUUUACUAGAUUUACUUUUAAAGUGGCUGAGGGUUUUAUUUGAGAGAUGUUUUUAAUGUGAAAGAGUA
This is a messenger RNA of Nothoprocta perdicaria, 2964 nucleotides long. It is a transcript of the gene YIPF6, whose product is annotated as Yip1 domain family member 6. The record is from RefSeq and is a predicted model, not a curated record. Gene Ontology annotation, cellular component: membrane; trans-Golgi network. Gene Ontology annotation, biological process: endoplasmic reticulum to Golgi vesicle-mediated transport. Lineage: Eukaryota; Metazoa; Chordata; Aves; Tinamiformes; Tinamidae. The transcript is spliced from 6 exons. The coding region runs from base 19 to 654 and encodes 211 amino acids.